AUGGAGAGGGUGCUCAAGGAUGACGCCAUCCAGGAGAAGGGCGAGCGCGCCAGGAUGGUAACCACCCGCCUCCCAUCUGAUCUGCUUGUUUUCCUUCUUGGUCUGACCGGGUCGGCAUCUUUUGUAGGUGCCAUGGCGAUCGCAGACUUAGUCAAGACCACAUUGGGACCAAAAGGAAUGGACAAGAUCCUUCAGUCGACUGGCCGAGGGCGGAGUGUCACCGUUACAAAUGAUGGUGCUACCAUUUUGAAGUCGCUUCAUAUCGACAACCCUGCUGCCAAGGUCCUUGUUGACAUCUCAAAAGUCCAAGAUGAUGAAGUUGGUGAUGGAACAACUUCUGUUGUUGUUUUGGCUGGAGAACUGUUGAGGGAGGCAGAAAAGUUGGUUAACAUGAAGAUUCAUCCGAUGACUAUUAUUGCAGGUUACAGAAUGGCUGCUGAGUGUGCCAGAAAUGCGUUGCUGAAAAGGACCAUGGACAACAAAGACAAUACAGACAAGUUCAGAUCAGAUCUCAUGAACAUUGCCAUGACUACGCUUAGUUCAAAAAUUCUCUCCCAGGACAAGGAAUAUUUUGCUGAACUUGCAGUUGAUGCUGUCCUCAGGCUUAAGGGUAGCACCAACUUGGAAUCAAUCCAAAUUCUGAAGAAACCGGGAGGUUCUCUCAAGGAUUCCUUUUUGGAUGAAGGGUUCAUUCUUGAUAAGAAGAUUGGCCUUGGUCAACCAAAGCGUAUUGAAAACGCUAAUAUUCUGGUUGCAAACACUGCUAUGGACACAGAUAAAGUUAAGAUUUAUGGGGCACGUGUCCGGGUGGAUUCGAUGGCUAAGGUUGCAGAUAUUGAAGCUGCUGAGAAACAGAAAAUGAGAGAGAAAGUUGAGAAAAUCAUUGGCCACGGGAUAAACUGCUUUGUCAACAGGCAGCUAAUCUACAACUUCCCUGAAGAACUUUUUGCUGAUGCUGGCAUACUCGCAGUUGAGCAUGCUGACUUUGAGGGCAUCGAGCGGCUAGCUCUUGUCACUGGAGGUGAUAUUGCAUCAACUUUUGACAACCCAGAGUCUGUUAAGCUUGGGCACUGCAAGCUCAUCGAAGAGAUUAUGAUUGGGGAGGACAGGCUGAUUCAUUUCUCCGGGGUUGCGAUGGGGCAAGCAUGCACCAUUGUCCUGAGAGGAGCAAGUGAGCAUGUACUUGAUGAGGCGGAGAGGUCCUUGCAUGAUGCCCUAUGUGUGCUUUCUCAGACGGUAACUGACACGCGUGUCAUAUAUGGUGGUGGAUGGCCUGAGAUGGUGAUGUCCAAGGAGGUGGACGAACUUGCAAGGAAGACCCCUGGGAAGAAAUCUCAUGCGAUUGACGCCUUUUCGCGCGCCCUGCAAGCCAUCCCAACAAUCAUUGCUGACAAUGCUGGUCUGGAUAGUGCUGAGCUGAUCUCCCAGCUCCGAGCCGAGCACCACAAAGAGAACAGCACUGCUGGAAUUGAUGUCAUCAGCGGCGGGCUGGGAGACAUGCAGAAGCGCGGGAUAUGCGAGGCGUUCAAGGUGAAGCAGGCCAUCGUCCUGUCGGCGACCGAGGCCGCGGAGAUGAUCCUGAGGGUCGACGAGAUCAUAACCUGCGCCCCGCGCAGGAGGGAGGACAGGAUGUGA
Triticum turgidum subsp. durum (durum wheat) is the source of this 1635-nucleotide messenger RNA. The record is from the annotation of a GenBank genome assembly. Lineage: Eukaryota; Viridiplantae; Streptophyta; Magnoliopsida; Poales; Poaceae.